AUGAGAAGGAGGAUAAGUGGCAACACAGACGGGAUGCCAUGUGUUGAAAUAAAGGAUGUGGACCUGUUGAGUUGCGAAUGCCUCAGUGACCUUAGACCAAGCAAGAUGUAUGAAAAGCACAAUAACGAAGAAGAAGCUAUUGAAUUACUGGAGAGCUACAAAGUGCAAGCCAUCAUUGGUCCCCAGAAAUCAUCAGAGGCUGUGUUCAUAUCUAAUAUUGGAAAUGUAACCCAAGUCCCCAUAAUAUCAUUCACAGCAACAAGCCCAUCCCUCACUUAUAAUAGUAUGCCGUAUUUUGUACGAGCAACGUUGGAUGACUCAACUCAGGUGAAAAGCAUUGCCGCGCUUGUACAAGCAUGUGGAUGGAGAGAAGUGGUGGCAGUAUAUGAAGACACUGACUAUGGGAGAGGCAUCCUACCAUACCUCACUGAUGCACUUCAAGAAAUUGAUGUCCGUGUUCCGUAUCGCAGCGCCAUCCCUUCGUCGGCUACAAACGAAACCAUUAUGCAAGAACUCGGUGUGUUGAUAGCAAUGCAAACAAGGGUAUUUAUUGUUCAUAUGUCAUCCAUUAUGGCUUCCCUUAUUUUUACGAAAGCAAAAGAGGUAGGGAUGAUGAACAAAGGAUUUGCGUGGAUCACUACAAAUGGAGUAGCAAACAUCAUCGACUCACUCAAUCCAAGUGUCAUUGAGGCAAUGGAAGGUGUCCUAGGAGUAAGGUGUCAUGUUCCCAGAUCACAAGAACUUGAUAAUUUAUCCAUAAGGUGGAACAGAAUGUACCAACAGGAUAACCCAUAUGAAUCACCCUUUAAUAAACUAAGCAUUGUUGGACUAUGGGGCUAUGAUACGAUAUGGGCAAUUGCACAUGCAGCAGAAAAGGUUGGGAUAUCCAGUGCUAGAGAUAAGCAACCAUGGCCCACUAAAAGCUCCACAUGCUUGGAAUCCAUGGUUAUUUCCACUAAUGGUCCUGAACUCUUAUCAGUGAUCGUACAAAAUAAGUUCAGAGGUUUAAGUGGUGAAUUUGACCUUACAGAUAGACAACAGCUUAAAGUUUCUGUGUUCCAAAUAAUAAAUGUGGUUGAGAGAGGUUGGAGAGAAAUCGGGUUUUGGACUGUGAAUGGACUUUUACGGAAGUUAAAGCGAGAUUACUCUAAAAAAACAGGACAAGCAUCAAUGCUUGAUCUAAAUCCUGUAAUUUGGCCAGGAGAGUCCACCGAAAUACCAAUGGGCUGGGAAAUUCCUAGAGUUGGUAAGAAGCUUAGAGUCGGUGUGUGCUCUAGCGAAUUUACAGAGUUUAUAAAGACAUACAAAGAUCCUAUCACAAAUGCAACAACAGCGAGUGGCCUUUCAAUUGACAUAUUUGAGGAGGCAGUAAAGAGGCUACAUCGUCCGCUUUCUUAUGAAUACCUAGAAUUUGACACUGCUGAUGCACCAAUUUCCGGAAGCUACAAUGAUUUUGUUUAUCAGGUCUACCUUCAGAAAUAUGAAAUAGCGGUUGCAGAUAUUACUAUAAGGUCCAAUAGAUCAUUGUAUGUCGACUUCACUGCACCAUACACAGAAUCUGGAGUAGGGAUGAUUGUUCCAGUCAAGGAAAACGUGAAUACAGACAUGUGGCUUUUCUUGAAACCAUUGAGCACUGAGAUGUGGUUUGGCAGCAUCAAUGCCGCGAAGGAAAUUAGGAGGGUCCUCUUGCAUCAUAAUCAACAAGAGGAAGAGCUGAAACGCUUUCUAGCUAGAAUCGUUCUACGUGUAUGGAGGGUUGUUCUUCUAGUACUUGCAGCAAGUUAUACAGCAAGCUUUGCAUCAAUGCUUACAGUACAGCAGCUUUCACCAACAGUGACCGAUGUUCAUGAACUCCAGAAGAAUGGGCAAUAUGUAGGGUUCCACCAAGGUUCCUAUGUAGAGGGUCUACUGCUUGAUAUUGGUUUUCAUACAUCAAAAAUCAGGCCCUAUGCUACACCUAACGAUUUCUAUAGUGCUCUUUCUAAUGGAAGCAUUGCUGCGCUUGUACAUGAAGUCCCAUACAUCAAACUUUUUCUCGCAAAAUACAGCAAAGGUUACACAAUGGUAGCGCCUAUUUACAAGAGUGUAGGCUUUGCAUUUGCGCUUCCCAGGAAUUCUCCGCUAGCUCCUGAAAUGUCGAGGGCAAUAAUCAACAUAACAGAAGGAGAUACUAUCAUUCAAUUUGAAAAGAAAUGGAUGGGUCAAAAUAGCCAUGAAAAUGAUGGCACACUUGAUGGUUCAGACGCCAUAACUUUUGAAAGUUUUGGGGGAUUAUUCGCUCUAACUGUAAUUGUAACAACCUAUUGCCUUUUGGUAGCCAUGGUGAUGAGCUGCUACAAAAAAUAUCGACAAAAUGCAAGGAACAUAGGAGAGGUGGCCAAAAUGAAUGUGGGCAUGGGCAAAAAGAAGAGGAAACGGGAGAACAGAGGAUAUGACCAAAGUGAAUAUGGACAUGGGCAAAGGAAAAAGAGGAAAUGGAAGAGCAAAGAGAUCAAAAGAGCAAUGGAAACGGAAACUGAAUUGAUAGGGAGCCAAACAACACAGUCAGUGCUUCACAAUCGGAACAGAAACGGUCGCCAGCUACCCAUAUCAGUGCAUCACUGA
Messenger RNA from Triticum aestivum (bread wheat), 2604 nucleotides. RefSeq names its product glutamate receptor 2.8-like. Bases 1 to 2604 code for a protein of 867 amino acids. NCBI's taxonomy places the organism in Eukaryota, Viridiplantae, Streptophyta, Magnoliopsida, Poales, Poaceae. Gene Ontology annotation, cellular component: membrane. The transcript has 7 exons. The record is from RefSeq and is a predicted model, not a curated record. Gene Ontology annotation, molecular function: G protein-coupled receptor activity; ligand-gated monoatomic ion channel activity. Gene Ontology annotation, biological process: G protein-coupled receptor signaling pathway.